CCAACACCGCCAUCAUGGCGAUGGCAAGCAACGUCCGCACACAACCACCAACACAAUCUACAACCCCGAGUCCUCAAACUGAAGGUGUCUUGGCUGUAGAGAAGACUCUUGCGCAAUGUAAAGAGGCAGUAACAGGAGCAUCAAAGACACCAAAGAAAGCCAAGACACUUGUAGCCACGACGCCGCAGGCUCGAGUCAAAGGUGGGACCGGAGCAACACCCAAGCAAAAGACAUCAGCAAAAAAUACUAUUGCAGCGACGACUCCACCUCAUAACACCAAUGUCCCUGUCUCUGUGGUUCAACCCCUCUCAGAACCGGCGCUGAUACCUGUACCAAUUCUCAUCAAUGGCGAGCCACCUUCAAAGUCCACCCAAACUCUCUCUAUACUGGAAAAGCUGCCGAUCCUAAACAUAGUCACCAUCCGAGCCACGAGGACUUUCAAAAAGGACAGGAAGAGAAUGUCCUAUGAGGAAGCCUGGGUCGGCACCGAGAGGGGCGAGAUCGCCGAGAAACCCUGCAACCAGUGCAAUAGGGGGAACAACCCAUUCACUGAGUGCUGCACAGUCGAAGGUACGUACUCGAUAUAGCGACCCCAUCCCCUCACAACCGCUAAAUUCUCUGGUCUCAAGGUCUUUUCAAGGGAGCGUGUGCGAAUUGCCACUACGGCGGUAAUGCAAGCCGCUGCAGUUUCUAUCAAGCCCAGCAAAACGCAGAAGCGCAUCUCAUCGCAGAACACGUCGAAGCGCCAGCCAUUUCCGGCAUGGCACCAGCAAAUUACACAGGCGGCUCGCUCAAGAACGGCGGAUUCGCU
This is a messenger RNA of Hyaloscypha bicolor E, 811 nucleotides long. RefSeq lists its product as uncharacterized. The record is from RefSeq and is a predicted model, not a curated record. Bases 15 to 587 code for a protein of 190 amino acids. The transcript has a single exon. NCBI's taxonomy places the organism in Eukaryota, Fungi, Ascomycota, Leotiomycetes, Helotiales, Hyaloscyphaceae.